Molecule: messenger RNA, 2621 nt
Organism: Ahaetulla prasina
Lineage: Eukaryota; Metazoa; Chordata; Lepidosauria; Squamata; Colubridae
Gene: CPNE2
Product: copine 2
Exons: 18
Coding region: 519-2147 (542 amino acids)
Biological process (GO): cellular response to calcium ion
Cellular component (GO): plasma membrane
Molecular function (GO): calcium-dependent phospholipid binding
Source: RefSeq, a predicted model, not a curated record
GACAGACGGGCGGGCAGCGCUGCCUAGGAAGCCCAGAGACUGGCGGCCGCCCCCCGGCGGGCUCUCGCCUCUCCGCCCCCACGAAAGCGGCUGAGCUCCGCCGCCCCUUCCUCCCCGCCCGCUGCCUCCCCGCCCUCCGCUUUCCGGCCGCCGCGCCUGGCUCACCAACCGAGCCCGCAGCCUUGCAGCGCAGCGGAGAGCGCCCGAGCCCGGGCUCGGUCGGUCACUCGGUCGGUAGGACGGACGGGCGGACGUUGAGUCGAAGCGGCCGACGCUGCAAGGCGACGGGAGCUCUGGAGCGGCGGGGAUGCCCUGCCCCGGCAGGCUGCUGCUGCUGCCCUGAAACGGCGGCGAGAGAAGCGUCGGAACGCGACUGAGCGAAACAUAAGAACUUCUGCCAACCUUGCUGUUUCUGAAUUUGUCUUUGGUGUGGAAAAAGAAACAAGAUUCGGGCUAUCUGCUAAUAUUCUGCCUUAGCUGAGUGCAGAGAUUGCCAAGAGCUGCUUCUGCCUGACCCAAUGGCCUACACCAUCAGCCCCACCCCAUCUGUGCCAGUGGGAACCCCGAAUUGUGUUUGCAAAGUGGAACUGUCUGUGUGUGGUCAAAACCUUUUGGACAGAGAUGUGACCUCAAAAUCGGAUCCUUUUUGUGUCUUAUUUAUGGAAAUCAAUGAAAAAUGGACAGAGAUCGACAGGACAGAAACGGCGGUGAACAACCUCAACCCGGCUUUCUCCAAAAAGUUCAUCAUAGAUUAUCACUUUGAGGAGGUUCAGAAGUUGAAAUUUGCCUUAUUUGACCAAGACAAAUCAAGCAUGCAACUAUACGAACAUGACUUCCUGGGAGAAUUUUCUUGCACACUGGGAUCGAUUGUCUCAAGCAAGAAAGUAACGAGAGCACUCAUUCUCGGGAAUGGAAAACCAGCCGGAAAGGGAACGAUAACGAUAGCAGCCCAGGAGUUAUUGGACAAUCAGGUGAUCACACUCAGCAUGGCUGGCAGGAAGUUGGAUAAGAAGGAUUUGUUCGGAAAAUCAGAUCCAUUUUUAGAGUUUUAUAAACAGGGGGAUGAUGGGAAAUGGAUGCUGGUCCACAGGACAGAGGUAAUUAAAUACACGCUAGAUCCUGUAUGGAAGCCAUUCACGGUGCCUUUGAUCUCUCUAUGUGAUGGGGAUACAGAAAAGCAGAUCAAGAUUGUGUGCUAUGACUACGACAAUGAUGGAGGACAUGAUUUCAUCGGGGAGUUCCAGACUUCUGUUGACACGAUGUGCAAAGAUGGCUCUGUGGUAGAGUUUGAAUGCAUCAAUCCUAAGAAACAGAAGAAGAAAAGGAGCUACAAAAAUUCGGGCAUCAUCAUCGUCAAGUCCUGCAAAAUCACCCGAGAUUACUCCUUCCUGGAUUACAUCCUCGGAGGCUGCCAAUUAAUGUUUACGGUUGGAAUUGACUUCACGGCAUCCAAUGGAAAUCCUCGGGAUCCGACAUCUUUGCACUACAUUAACCCCAUGGGGACCAACGAAUAUCUUUCAGCCAUCUGGGCAGUCGGGCAAAUUAUCCAAGACUAUGACACAGACAAAAUGUUUCCUGCCUUGGGAUUUGGGGCCCAGCUCCCACCAGACUGGAAGGUUUCUCAUGAAUUUGCCAUUAAUUUUAAUCCCACCAACCCUUUUUGCCUUGGUGUAGAAGGCAUCGUCCAGGCCUACUCGAGUUGUCUGCCUCAUAUUCGUUUUUAUGGACCAACCAACUUCUCCCCCAUCAUUAACCACGUGGCUCGGUUCGCGGCCCAAGCGAUCCAGCAGGAAUCUGCCAGCCAAUAUUUUAUCCUGCUGAUCAUCACCGAUGGUGUCAUCAGUGACAUGGAUGAGACACGGCAUGCUGUCGUACAGGCUUCCAGGUUGCCCAUGUCCAUCAUCAUCAUCGGGGUCGGGAACGCCGACUUUGCUGCCAUGGAGUUUCUGGAUGCAGACAAUCGCAUGCUCCGGUCGUACACGGGCGAGGAGGCUGUGCGGGAUAUUGUCCAAUUUGUGCCAUUCCGUGAAUUCCGCAGUGCACCCAAAGAAACGUUGGCCAAGGCCGUGUUGGCAGAACUCCCACAGCAAGUGGUUCAAUACUUCAAGCACCAGAAUUUGGCACCCCUCAACUCACAACCUGCUUAGAAGUCAAUCGUUUGCUCCUGGCCUGCAUGUAUUCCACAUCUAUUGGUGGCAGAAGAUUGCAUGUCUCCCCUGGUUUCCAAUAACUUUUCGUUUAACUGAGUUCAUUUAAUCAAAAGGAGCAAAGCAUAACCCGAUUCCUUCCAAAGGCAACUUGCAGUGUGAGUUUAGGGAUCUGCAUUCAAGGAUCCUGGAAGGAAACAACCCACCAUGACCGAUAGUGGACAUGCCUUGAUUCCACAAGUCAACUUUUUAAGUAUCUGAAUGUACUUUUUAUGAGUUUUGUGGAACGAGAGGACCUUUUUACAGCCACCACUUAUUGUCUUCAAGUGUGACGUUCUCAAAAUCUCAUUGCCCAAAGAAAUGUGGACCACCCUUCAAUGUGUUGUAAUUUGUACUUCUGCUCUACGUUCAUUUUUAUACCAUGUAAACUUGAUUAUUUGUUAUACUCAGGUUAAUAAAGAACCCUGAACUCUC